UAGAUAUAGAUCAGACGUUAGGGAGAAAAGGGGGAAGAAUAGAAAUUGAUAAAACGAGACAACACGAAAAAUUCAUGUAAUAUAAACAAACCUAAUGUAGUGAUUUACAUAUAUGUGUAAUCUCUGUGUGGAACUGUGUGGAACUGUGAUUCGUCGUUUGAAGAAAAGAUGGGAAAGAAAAGAAAUAUUCAACCACCACCAAUAAUGCCAGGGCGGAUUAAAGUGGAAAUAAAAGAUGAAAUAGGCGAUAGUGAUGUUCUUGUAGCAAGGGAUCGUUUAAAGGGUGCUCUUCGAGAAUUAUUACAGCAUAGUGAUACAGGUUCUUCCGCAGAUUCAGGUGAAGAAAAUUCGAUUCAUGAUAAUUAUAAACACCCAAUGAAAAAGAUGGCGAAAUCUGUUAACCUUCAGCAACCACAACGAAAAAUCAGACGUCGUCGACAAAUACAAACUGAUACAGUGUUUCAUCAUACUUACGUGAUGAAGCUUUUUGAUCGCAGUGUUGAUUUAGCUCAAUUUCAAGAGGAUACGCCGCUUUAUCCUAUAUGUCGUGCCUGGAUGGCUAAUCAACCAAGAAAUCCUAAUUUGGUUCCCAAAGUUCGUAGUCCUAGCCCAGAAAUAGUUAAUGAAGUUAAUAUAAUGAACAAUCUAAUUAAUGCUAAUGGGGAGAUAAAUGAUGUCCAUUAUUUGCCAUCUCCUUUACCCCGUGUGGAGGCUAUACCAAGAAAUCGCAUUCCGUCUCCUAUACUUGGAGCAAAGGAUGAUUUGAACUUGGAUUAUGAAGGACAAACUCUCAAAUCGCGAGAACAAUUAGUGAAAGAACAUUCCACACGGUGGAACGCUAUUCGCAAAAAGUGGCACCAACAGGCACAUAAAAAUGAACGACGUUAUAUACAGAGUGCUACUAUCCUUAGCACUAUUUUUACAAAAGCACAAUCGGAAUUUGAAUAGCAGAGACGUGGCAGUCCAAUGACUGCCGAUUUUUCCGUCAUUGAUAAUUCCGUUUCUGAUCAUUUUUAUUACGUCAUCAAGGAAUAAUUUCUUAUUUGUGCUAUUUUUCUAUCUGUCUUCAUUGGUGAGUGAAUGCACAUAUUUAAAGGAUUGAUUACACUUACACAUGUUUUAUAUGAAUUCCUUUUUUUUUAUUUAUGUAAUGCCCAGAAGAAACUUGUGAUCAUGUUUUAACCAAGUUCUGAUACAACAAAUUAUCUGAUAUCAAUAUAAAAGAAUAAAUAUUGCAAUAAUGCUUGUAAUUGUUUCUUUGAAUAAAACUUAUUAUGUAUUAUGG
Molecule: messenger RNA, 1285 nt
Organism: Ooceraea biroi (clonal raider ant)
Lineage: Eukaryota; Metazoa; Arthropoda; Insecta; Hymenoptera; Formicidae
Gene: mip40
Product: Myb-interacting protein 40
Biological process (GO): negative regulation of transcription by RNA polymerase II
Cellular component (GO): transcription repressor complex; Myb complex
Source: RefSeq, a predicted model, not a curated record